Rhodamnia argentea is the source of this 1599-nucleotide messenger RNA. Its product is annotated as transcription factor MYB111. The record is from RefSeq and is a predicted model, not a curated record. Lineage: Eukaryota; Viridiplantae; Streptophyta; Magnoliopsida; Myrtales; Myrtaceae. The coding region runs from base 128 to 1276 and encodes 382 amino acids. The transcript has 3 exons.
CGGCUUCAUUAAUGUAUUCAUUUUGGCUUUACCACCUUGCGUCUCUCUCUCUCUCUCUGUGAAUUGCUCACAUUUAGCCAACUUUAAAGAGCACCAAAAUAUUACACUCACCCAUAAAGAGAGAGAGAUGGGAAGAGCUCCAUGUUGUGAGAAAGUGGGGUUGAAGAAGGGGAGAUGGACAGCUGAAGAAGAUGAAAUCUUGACCAACUACAUUCAAGCCCAUGGUGAAGGCUCUUGGAGAUCUCUCCCCAAGAAUGCAGGUUUAUUGAGGUGUGGCAAGAGUUGCAGACUGAGAUGGAUAAAUUACUUGAGGUCUGACUUGAAAAGGGGGAACAUCACAGCUGAAGAACAAAGACUCAUUGUGCAGCUGCAUGGCACUUUGGGUAAUAGGUGGUCUCUAAUAGCGGGGCACUUGCCGGGGCGGACCGAUAAUGAGAUCAAGAACUACUGGAACUCCCAUUUGAGCCGGAAAAUUUACAGCGUCGUGCGGGCAUCGACGUCAUCGAGGAUCAAGCCCCCGUUACCUGCCCCCAUGAAUGCCGUCAAGAUAGCUGGCACAGGCAAGAAGGGAGGAAGGACAAGUAGGUCAAGCAUGAGAAAGAGAAGCUUCACAUCAAUGUCACUGGAGAGGCCCAACCACAGUACUGCCCAUAAAGAUGAGAAAGGCGAGGAAGCACAAGCACCCAUUAAAGGGCAAGUUGGAGUGAGCCAAAUCAUGAGCUCAGAGCCCUCAUGGGUCCCAAACAAGAAAACAGCAGUCCAUGAGAGCAACAAGGAUGUUGUUCAUGGCUCUCGUAUCGACACGGUCGCCGGGCUCAAUAAUGAAGUAGCGGUGGAGACGAAGGGGCUGUUGUCAGGACCAUGUGGGUGGUUGGACAGCGAAAUAAUGAGACUUGAUUGUAUGCUGCAGAUUGAGGAUGUUGGUGACCUGAAGUCGGAGGGCAAGAAUGGGGUGGCGGGUCGCUGUGAGGAGAGUAAGAACGAGGUUGCGGUGAUAGAGAAGUUGAUACCGGUGACAGAGGAGACAGAGAGCAGCAUCUGGAGCUCGAAAUCGAAUGCCGAGAGCAGUACUGGGGACUGGAAUGUCUCCUCUUCGUCGAUGAACAACAAUAAGUACAAUAAUGACUCGGGGCUCGAUGGAUGGUUCGAUUGGGAUUGGGCAGGCGGAGUCGGUUGCCGCGAUAAUCAGUGGGACAAUGAAGAUAAAAUGUUGUCCUGGUUAUGGGACAGCGGCAACGGUGAAGCAGAAAAUGCCAGCGAUAAUAUCGUAGGAUGAAACGUGAGCCACUUAUGUGACCUCAUCAAGAAUGUUAAUGAGGUUCAUCACCGCAACCAUUUGGAAAAUCGCUAAGAGAUCACUCCGAAAGUCGCUUCAUCUGAUCCCUAACGUGUUACUUGUCAAAUGAAACUGAUAAUAUAUUCUCCUCUUCCAUCUUUCUAUUCCAGAUUAGGAUGAUGCCUAUAGGAAAUGAAGUUGCAAUCUCCUUAUGCAGAAGAAAUGAUUUUAAGUGCUUGAAAUUGUAUGGUUCUAGUAUUCCCCUUUGCCAACACUAAUGAGUUUAUCUUUAAGGCACGUUCAAUGGAGCUUAAUUGCGAAAC